Molecule: messenger RNA, 1104 nt
Organism: Conger conger (European conger)
Lineage: Eukaryota; Metazoa; Chordata; Actinopteri; Anguilliformes; Congridae
Product: protein FAM177A1
Exons: 5
Coding region: 203-742 (179 amino acids)
Source: RefSeq, a predicted model, not a curated record
GAUAGCUCUGGUAAUGCGCAUGCGGAUCAGGUUAUGGGAAGAUAAAAAGUAACAGGAUGUCACAAUCCGGUUUGUCCUUUAGUUUGUGAUUCUGUAGUACGUGGUUAUUCCUUGGGUUAAAUCAAAACCGCAGUCGAAGGAAGGCAUAUGUAUACGGAGCUGUUCCACGUUGGAUAGGAAGAAAAAAAAAUCUGCGUUAAGAAUGAGCAAGGAUCGUGAGAAAGCUCCCGCUGUUGAAGAGACAGAGUUUGGGGGUACAGGGGUGUCCCAGCGGAGAAAGGUCAUUCACUUCGCUAACGGGGACACACUGGAACAGGACUGCAGUGACGAAGAGGAGGAAGCACCCAAAAAAGAGCCCUUCUCUGCCCCUGACAACACGGUGCAGAAUUCAUGGAGGCAGCACUCAUGGUGUCUGUGUAUGAAAGCUGGAAAGAGGUUCAUACAGACUUGUGAUUUCGUUGGGGGGAAACUGGCCAAUCUGGUCGGACUCAACAUGGCCAAAUACCAGUACGCAGUUGAUCAGUUUCAGCGCGAGAAGCCGGAGGGUUCGAAGGGUCAAGGUGCUGAUGGAGCCCCAGGUUUGAAGGAAGGGGACGAAACAAUCCGGCUUUCCCCCCAGAGGAGUGUACAGUAUGGGGCCACAAAGUCACCGCCAGUCCCUGGUGUCUGGACCUCCCCCAGCAGCGCUGAACACCAGCGUAGUGGCACCGGCUCACACAACAAGGGAUACCAGGACGAUUAACAACAAACAGGCUUCAAACAGACUUAAACAUUAGAGAAUCCUUGUUGAUUUGCACAAAGCACAAAACCCACUCAUCCUACUGAAGUCAUGACAUCACCUUAAGUGUGGGGGCUUAACCAAUCACAGAAUACCUUGGCAGCAUCCAGUAGAAUAUCCAGUAGAAAAUGGUUUUGCGCCAUUUCAAGAGAAAUGUCCAAGUUCAUGAAUGUUCAAGCAAAGAGAUUGUUGUUUGCCAAAAUGUACAGUCUGAGAUCGACAGGAGUGUUUUCACUACAUUUUACUUGUAUUUCAAAUAUGUAUUUCACCCCAGUUUUAUCAGAACAACUGCUAAUGUAAUAAAUGAUAAUCUGUAAUACAAGAAA